Molecule: messenger RNA, 750 nt
Organism: Glarea lozoyensis ATCC 20868
Lineage: Eukaryota; Fungi; Ascomycota; Leotiomycetes; Helotiales; Helotiaceae
Exons: 2
Coding region: 1-750 (249 amino acids)
Source: RefSeq, a predicted model, not a curated record
AUGCAGGGUGCGAUAUGGGAGAGACAAAAUUGGGACGGAAAUUAUCAGCACAAAUACGAACAUGUCCAAAGGUCUGAUACCGAAUCCAGCGAAACACUCGAGGAAACGUAUUACAACACGAAACUGCAGCCUAUCAGCCAUCGUCGCUUUAAGAUCGUAGGACUCUUGCUGUUUGUGUUGGCGGUCGUUGCUCUUGGGGGAGCGGGUUGGACAUGGAUAAGAACAGAUAGAGGAUCCAUCCGUUGGAAUGAUCUCAGAUUAGAUCCCCAUGCUCCACGACGAACACCACUAUCAUGCGGAAAUUCUACAGAAGAGGCCGAGGCACUGGACUGCGAAUACGACGUUCUUGCUGCCAAUUGGCUUCACCGAGAUUGUCCACGAAAUUACGUGGAUGAAUUUUAUUAUUUUCAGAAUGGUACAGCUUGGCCCUAUUAUACGGAUCAGAACGGAACACAUCAGAUGAGUCUCUACGAGCUUGCUCACAAGGGUUAUUACUGGAGUUCUACAAGAGAGCAUUUGGUUCAUUGUUCCUUUAUGUUGAAAAGGGGUCAUGAUGUUAUGGCACGAGGUGACAGGCUGGACGGUCUGGUGGGAAGCUUGGAACACGCAAAUCAUUGUGCACAAUAUCUGAUGGAAAAUUUGGGACUUCCAGACGAGGAGCUAGAUAAGAUUCGGACAUACGGAACGAUUGGUUUCCUGCUAAGCACCGUCACAAAGUCAUUAUUCCGUGAUGCACUGAAUGCUGGCUAA